AAAUGUUGACAUGCAUGUAUAAUAGUAAAUAAUUAUAGUAGUAAAAGAGAAACCGAAAAUCCUCGAGCACUCACAGAUGCGUAUAGCCUAUAGGUGAUUAUAAUCAGUCGGAAGUGGAUCAGAAACGGAGACAUGGAGCAGUUCAUGAAAUCCAGAUCAUCUUUAUUAAACUUACAACUGCACCGAGAUAUGAAGAACACUUUAAAAAUAGUUCUACUUGUACUACUCUUGAACGAUGCAUUUGGUGUUGUGACACAUGAAAUCAAAGUUUCAGUGAAACAGGGAGAAGAUGUUGCUCUGCGUACUGGUGAGACUGAAAUACAGAGAGAAGACGUCAUACAGUGGAUGUUUGGAGAUGAAGGAGAUAUCAUAGCUGAAUUCAAUAAAAUUAGCAAAUUCUUUGAAACAUAUGACGGUGAUGAUGGGAGAUUUGGUGACAGACUGGAGCUGGAUCGUCAGACUGGAUCUCUCAUUAUCAGCAACACCAGAACAACAGACUCUGGAGUUUAUACAAUGAAGAUUGACAAAAAAGGAGCAACCAUCUACAAGAGAUUCUAUGUCACUGUCAGAGCUGUUCCACCUGUCCUUCAUCAUUAUCCUCCUGUGAGGAUCCUCAACCCUUCACCCCCUGAGUCCUCACCUCAUCACUACCAGCAAAGUGACAAUGCAUUUGGUGUCGUGACACAUAAAAUCAAAGAAGUUUCAGUGAAAGAGGGAGAAGAUGUUGCUCUGCGUACUGGUGAGACUGAAAUACAGAGAGAAGACGACAUGGAGUGGACAUUUGGAGAUGAAGGAGAAAUCAUAGCUGAAAUUAAUAUAAAGCUGAAAAUCUUCGAAACAUAUGACGGCGAGGAUGGGAGAUUUGGUGACAGACUGGAGCUGGAUCAUCAGACUGGAUCUCUCAUUAUCAGAGACUGCAGAACCUCAGACUCUGGAGUUUAUACAAUGAAGAUUGACAAAAAAGGAGCAACCAUCUACAAGAGAUUCUACGUCACUGUUAGUCAUGCAUCUGGUGCCAAGACACACAAAAUCACAACACUUUCAGUGAAAGCAGGAGAACGUGUUAAUCUGUUUUCUGGUGAAUCUGUAAUGCUGAGAGAUGAUGUAAUGUGGAUGUUUGGAAAGCAGCGUAUGAUCUUAGCUGAAAUCAAAACAAAGCAAAAAUUCUUCAAAACAUAUGCCGGUGAUGAUGGGAAAUUUAAGGACAGACUGGAGUUGGAUCGCUGGACUGGAUCUCUAAUUAUCAGAGACACCAGAAACCUCAGACUCUGGAGUUUAUACAAUGCAGAUUGUCAACGAAGGAGCAGCCAUCUACAAGAAAUUCUAUGUCACUGUUAGAGCUGUUCCACCUGUCCUUCAUCAUUAUCCUCCUGUGAGGAUCCUCAACCCUUCACCCCCUGAGUCCUCACCUCAUCACUACCAGCAAAGUGACAUUUCGUCCGCCCCGCUUUUAGGAUUUAUGAUAUUCAUCCUCAUCCUGAUUUGUGUGUCUUGGUGUGGCUGAAAUAUAUUUAAUUUAAGUACCCAAGUAUGUUUUAAAGCCACUAUCCUUCACCAAUCAAAUCACAGCUUCAGUAAAACCAAAAAAACUUGAUUUGUUCCUUUUGCAAACUUUAACAAUAGAUUUGAGGAAAACAGGAAGAGUUUGUCUCAUUGGAGUUUGGCUUUAGACUUGAGAAGUAAAUUAGAAAAUCUUGUGUUAUAUGUACAUUGUGAUAUAUUUUGUAAAUAUCACAUCAACAACUUUUGUUUUCUGACUUGCAUCUACUUAAAUAUUUAUAGUUAAACAUUUUCAAUGUUAAGUCUUGUUAGUACUGGUAUUAUAAUCCAGAGAGCUCAGCAUUGCUUACAAUUGUUUGUAAAAUUCCUGCUUGAUUUCUUUAAAAAAUUGUUUCUAUAAUUCAUUAAACUAUAGUUU
This is a messenger RNA of Carassius auratus (goldfish), 1918 nucleotides long. RefSeq lists its product as uncharacterized. Lineage: Eukaryota; Metazoa; Chordata; Actinopteri; Cypriniformes; Cyprinidae. The record is from RefSeq and is a predicted model, not a curated record. The coding region runs from base 133 to 1338 and encodes 401 amino acids. The transcript is spliced from 7 exons.